AAGGAAGCUCUGUCUUCCUCACAGAGGAGCAUGAAAAGACACUAUGAUAAAGAGGCUGUUUCUCGUCCACUACAGCCAGGUGACCAAGUACUGGUGUUAUUACCUGUUUCAGGAUCUUCACUGUCAGCUCGUUUCUCGGGUCCUUAUUUAAUUGAAAAGAAAAUAAGUGAAACUGACUAUGUGCUUCAAACUCCUGAUAGACAACGCCAAUCUCGUGUGUGAAAAUGAUUUCUGUAUGUUUUGCAAGGUUGUUGCUUUGUUGUGAGUAUUCAUUGAAAUACUGUAGUCGCAACCCCUAGGGUUGCUCUUUUAAGGGUGGGAGUGUUACGGAUACAGUUAUCCUGUGUGUGUGUGUAUCCUGUGUGUGUGUUUCUUUUCUCUCCUUCUCCCCUCACAGGUGAAAAUCAUUACCAUCCCCCCUAGACUGUUGGGCCAAAAGGGAUUCGUAACAGAGGCCCAAGGCGUUCUCAGUCCCCUCCUCUGCUCCCUGUUCACCCAAUACUGUGUUGCCACACAUCUCCAACUCAGUCAUUAAGUUUGCAGAUGACACAACAAUGGUAGGCCUGAUUACCAUCAACGACGAGACAGCCCACAGCAAUGUUUCCCAAACUCGGUCCCGGGGACCCCAAGGGGGGCACGUUAUGUAUAGCACUACACAGUUGAUUCAAAUCAUAAACUCAUCGUUAAGCUUUGAUUGUUUGAAUCAGCUGUGUAGUGCAAUGGCAAAAAACAAAACGUGCACCCCAUGUGAUCCCCAGGACUGGGUUUGGGAAACACUUGCCUACAAGGAGGAGGUGAGGGCCCUUGCAGAGUGGUGCCAGGAAAAUAACCUUUCCCUCAACGUCAAAAACAAAAUGAAGGAGCUGAUUGUGGACUUCAGGAGACAGCAGAAGGAGCACGCCCCCAUCCACACACAGUGGAGAAGGAGGGGGUGGAAACAGAAAAGGAAAAAGCAAGAAAUGGAAACAGAUGCUUCAGUUUCCCCACAUCAGCCUGUGUGAGGAGCUCCGGGAAACUACAGAGAAAGACUACAUCAGCAUUUGUGAGCGGCAGCCAAUCGGACGCACGCUCUUUCGGCAGUUCUGUGAAACCCGGGCUGAGCUGAGACGUUGUGUCAAAUUUCUGGACGCUGUGGCAGAGUAUGAGGUCAGUCCAGAUGAGAAGAGGAGGGAGUGUGCUCAGGAGCUCCUAGACAAGUACUUCAGCCCAAAGUCAGAGGAUCACAUUCCUGAGUUGGGGGAGGACAUGGUGGGUCAGUUUACAGAGAGGCUGGAGCAGGAGCCCUGUAAAGAACUCUUCAAUGAGUGCACCAGACUGAUCCAUGACUACCUGAGUGUGGCUCCCUUCGCAGACUACAUCGACAGCAUGUACUAUAACCGAUUCCUGCAGUGGAAGUGGCUGGAGAGGCAGCCAGUCACUAAGAACACAUUCCGACAGUACAGGGUAUUAGGGAAGGGAGGCUUCGGUGAGGUGUGUGCGUGCCAGGUGCGUGCCACAGGGAAGAUGUACGCAUGUAAGAAGUUGGAGAAGAAGAGGAUCAAGAAGAGGAAAGGAGAGUCCAUGGCCUUGAAUGAGAAGCAGAUUCUAGAGAAAGUCAACAGUAGGUUUGUAGUGAGUCUAGCAUACGCGUAUGAGACAAAGGACGCUCUGUGUCUAGUGCUGACUCUGAUGAACGGGGGAGACCUCAAGUUCCACAUCUAUCACAUGGGAGAGGCCGGCUUCGAGGAGAAGAGGGCUGUGUUCUACUCUGCAGAGCUGGCCUGUGGCCUGGAGGACCUGCACAGAGAGAGGAUCGUCUACAGGGACCUGAAGCCUGAAAACAUACUAUUGGAUGACCAUGGUCAUAUCCGGAUAUCAGACCUGGGCUUGGCAGUCCACGUUCCCGAGGAAGAGACCAUCAAGGGUCGGGUGGGCACUGUAGGGUACAUGGCUCCAGAGGUGGUGAAGAAUGAGCGCUACACAUUCAGCCCAGACUGGUGGGCGCUGGGCUGUCUGCUGUAUGAGAUGAUCGAGGGCCAGUCUCCCUUCCAGCAGCGCAAGAAGAAGAUCAAACGUGAGGACGUGGAGAGGCUGGUCAGAGACGUGGAGGAGGAGUACUCAGACAAGUUCUCAGAGGACGCCAAGUCCCUCUGCAAAAUGCUGCUGGCUAAAGAGCCCAGUGAGAGGCUGGGCUGCCAGGGGGAGGGGGCUACGGAGGUGAAGGCCCACCCCAUCUUCCGAUCCAUCAACUUCAAGAGGCUGAAAGCUGGCAGGCUGAAGGCCCCCUUCACCCCUGAUCCCCAGGCCAUUUACUGUAAGGACGUGCUGGACAUUGAGCAGUUCUCCACGGUCAAGGGGGUGGAGUUGGAGCCCAAAGAUGACUCAUUCUACUGUAAAGUGUCCACAGGCAGCGUGUCCAUCCCCUGGCAAAUGGAGAUGAUUGAGUCCGAGUGCUUUCAGGAGCUCAACGUGUUUCAUACGGAUGGGACAGUUCCCCCGGACCUGGACUGGAGAGGACAGCCCUCGCCUGCUCCUAAACAGGGGCUGCUACAGAGGCUUUUUGGGAGACAGGACUGCUGUGGAAACUGCAGCGACAGUGAUGAUGAGCCCACCAGGCUGUGACUGAGCACCCUUAUCCCAGCCUCACCGAUGAUCUCAUUUGUUUACAGAUUUUGCACAUUUGUAUUUUUAAGAUAGUUCUAUAUAAAUAUUGGCAUGUAUAUUUUCAAUAUAUAGCCAUAAAGUCCAUGUUAUUUAAAAGUAAUCAUGAUUCAGAAUCUGUCCACAUUUUCAUGCAUGGCAACAACAGCUGUGACCAUACUGUCACCCCCACAUCUCAUUUGUUGAUGUUGUUCUCAGCCGAUAUCGCAAGCCUCUUUUCUUUUUCUUUCUCCUUUUCUUUGUCUUAUAAAAAGUGUUGACUGGGCUCAGAUUGUGAACCAUUUUUAUUUGAUUUGAAAUGUAUAUUCAAAAUAUAUAUUAUUAAUAUUUACUUCGUGCAAUUCUAGACAAUCAAAUUCGGAUAUUUGUGUGAAGCGUAGGCUUAAAAGGAAAUUGAAGACUGAGGUGAACUCUUAGUAUGAGGUGAUAUGUACAUUUUAGGGUUCUAUCUAGAGACAUUUGAUGUAAGCCAAAUAGAUAUGACUGAACGAUGCAUAUGUAAGUGCACAAGUGCAAAGAAGUGUACCAUAUAUGUGACCUCUAAAGUCCUAAAUGUGUCUUCCUAAGAAUCUGGGUUUAGGGAAAAAGCAUGUUAGUUCCCAACCACAUUAUGAACUAGAGAAGGGACUUUUCUAAAAACACCCUGCGUUAUAGUACAGUAAUUCAAUUGCCAAAAGGGACCUUUUCGUUACACGUGGAUAGCCGAGAAUGGCCUUGGAGUUUCCUCUACCAUGGCAUCCUCUAGAUUGCUACACUUUUGUCACAGAGCUGCUGAGUUUAAUUUAGCGGUGCACUUAUGACCAAACUCGUUUGUUUUAAUCCUCAAAAUAUUUGAAUAAUUAAGUCCUUCCCAUUCAAGGUGCUUCAGACCAUGCUGCCUCUCUCUCUCUCUCUCUCUCCUGUCUCCUCUGCUGCUGUUGUACCUCAUGUGUUCCUUUGCCAUGCUUAUGUGUGUCUGUGCAUUAUGUCACUCAGUGGGAUUCUCCUUGUGGAUGUGGGACUAUAAUAGGACUGAGCUCCCUGAUAGACUAUGGUAUCCCCCGCUGAACCCUCCUGACCAGAGACUCUAUCAGACUGAGGAAGAGGGGUCAAAGGGGAAGGGAGAGGUUACGGAGAGGUUAAGCCAUCUCCAUGGAAACCUCUGCACUCCCAACGGAAGUGAAAGAGACUUCCAAAACUCCUCUUACCAUCCCCAUCUCUCAUUGAAAUGUUGUUUUAUUGUGUGUGAUUCUCAGAUGAACUUGCCUACAUUCCAGUCAAUACCGUACUGUACUGUGUAAAGUUAUGCUACUUUUGUUUAUUUAGCAAUAUUACUUUUUUUAACCGGUGUAAAGUUAAAACCACAACAACAACAGCUCCACCGUGAUACUAGGGCAGGACUUCUAGUCGGAUUAUUAUGACUUUUCUUUACAAUGUGCUCCUGAGUCAGGCUUACACAUUGAGAGAGGAGGGAGGGCCUCUCUGUCUGUCUGCAUCCAUGUCACACCUCUGACACUUUCUUCUUGCAAUGCACUGAUGUUUUGUGUGUGUCCAUAUUUUACCAUAACCACUAGACCAGUGUUUCACAAAAUCUGUCCUGGGGACCAGCGGGGUUACAUGUUCUGGUUUUUGCUCUAGCAUUACACAGCUGAUUCAAAUAAUCAAAGCUUGAUGAUUCGUUGAUUAUUUGAAUCAGCUGUGUCGUGUAAGGGCAAAAACCCAUACGAGAAUGCCUUGGGAUCCCCAGGACCUAGUUUGAGAAACCCUGUACUAGGCUCUGUCCUGGUCAUGAUGAGUGAACGUGCUACUGUACAAGGGAGUUCUUGGAACGUUCUCGGAGCAUUAGGAGGAUGUCUAAAUCUCUGUUAGUAUUCCAAGCCCAACAGAAGAGCACAAAGCAACAGGUUUUGACAGUGGGUAUGAGAACAGUUCAAUUUACCAAACAUAUACUUAACUCUGUAAAGAAUGGAAUAGACCCACUGGGCAAUAACUGAAUUCAACAACAACAAAGAAGUCUUAUGUGAUGACGUUGAAUCAACGUGGAAACUGAUUGGAUUUGCAAGAAGUCAGCAACGUCAGGGAAUUCUGUCUUUUUUUCACCCAACUUUUAAUCUAAAUCCAAUGACAUGGUGACGUUUUUUGUUGAUUUCUCAUUGAAUUCAUGUUAUUUGACAACUCAAUCAAAUGUAAAUCAAAGCAAGGCAACAGUAAACAUGUUGUCCCCACUAAUGAUGCUGCACCCCCUUGGGCCAAUUAGGAACAACAAUUCAAGCUCAAACGGGACAGGAGAUAUGCUUGUUCAAAGUUUGGAAUGUCAGUUAAAUACUAUAGCGCUGUUCCCUAUGUGAAAAGACUAUCUGUGAAGUGAAAAUGGCAGUUAACGUCUGUUAGUGCCAGACAGUCAAGUCAUGGCCUUGUCCAGUUCGUGUGUCACAUACCUUACUUUGACUUCAAAGGGUUCAGGGACAUUUACUUACGCUUUUAAUAUUUAUCUGUGUGUUUGUUAUAUUGUGUUACACACCUUCUGUGAUUCUACAAGCCUUUCUGGUGAGCUACAGCAGCUGUAAAAAGCUAUUUGGUGCACCAUGUGCUGAACUGAAAUGCUAGGCUAUGCUAAUGCUAGGCAGUAAAACUGGUCGUGUCUUUAGUAAGGUGCUUCCUUCCUAACAUUAUCCUGCCAUCUUUAUCUACCUGUACAAUACUUCUACAUUUUAUUUCAGUUAUUUUUUUUAAAUCAUGUGCUCAAUGUUUUUACCUAUGUGUUCGCUUCCAAACUGCUUUCUGUGUUCUGUAAAUGUUUUUGGUGUGUUGCCAUACGCUUGACAUUUUGCCAACUAUGUUCAGACUGCACUAAGCCCUCACACCUUGGAGGCACACUUUGUGUUACACUUCACUUGGAGAACAUGUUUGAGUAUGAGGUGGAGGGGGAAAAAGUAUCUGAAAGUCCAUACAGUGGGGCAAAAAAGUAUUUAGUCAGCCACCAAUUGUGCAAGUUCUCCCACUUAAAAAGAUAAGAGAGGCCUGUACUUUUCAUCAUAGGUACACUUCAACUAUGACAGACAUACUUAUUUUCCACCAUAAUUUGUUAAUAAAUAAAUUUAAAAUCCUAUAAAUGUAAUUUUCUGGAUUUUCUUUUCUCAUUUUGUCUGUCAUAAUUGAAGUGUACCUAUGAUGACAGGCCUCUCUCAUCUUUUUAAGUGGGAGAACUUGCACAAUUGGUGGCUGACUAAAUACUUUUUUGCCCCACUGUGUAUCCUUUGAAUACCAUAUAAAAUCAAGCACUUAGUAUUCUUUGUCUGAUCUAUUGUAUCUAAGUCCACUUCCCCACUUUUGUUACGUUGCAUGUGUGAUACCUCCCUGAGCUCAGGAAGGUUGGAGACUUUAUUCGUGUUAUUAACUUCCUCUGACUCCAUUGCCUUCCCACACUGUCUUCUGCAAGACCAAAUGUCGUACUGUGUGUCACUAGAGACCAGUACGUAUGUCUCUGUUGUCCUACUGUGUUUACAUGCCAAAUGGAAGCAACCGAGAGGAUAAUGAUGAUGAUCAAGAUCAUAUGUUGAUAAUGAUGAAAGUGGACUCGUUGACGAUAAUAAUUAGGAAGAUGUGAACAUGUGCCAUGUACAUGCUAUGUAUCACUCUGAUGCGAUGUUUGUUUGAGCUCUUUUGUUCUCUCUCUCUUUCCGUUCUAUCAACUCAUACUGUCUGCCUCUAACCUGUCUCCGUAGGUGCCUGUGAAAAUGUACAUUAGUCAUGGCCAGUCAAACUGGACCUCCAUGUAACAAAGUAUUUUACUUCAAUAAAACGUUUUUUGUUUA
Messenger RNA from Oncorhynchus nerka (sockeye salmon), 6434 nucleotides. Its product is annotated as G protein-coupled receptor kinase 6-like. Gene Ontology annotation, cellular component: cytoplasm. Gene Ontology annotation, biological process: signal transduction; regulation of signal transduction; protein phosphorylation. The coding region runs from base 970 to 2601 and encodes 543 amino acids. The record is from RefSeq and is a predicted model, not a curated record. Gene Ontology annotation, molecular function: ATP binding; G protein-coupled receptor kinase activity. The transcript is spliced from 16 exons. NCBI's taxonomy places the organism in Eukaryota, Metazoa, Chordata, Actinopteri, Salmoniformes, Salmonidae.